Canis lupus familiaris (dog) is the source of this 10360-nucleotide messenger RNA. RefSeq lists its product as uncharacterized. The coding region runs from base 350 to 10360 and encodes 3336 amino acids. The record is from RefSeq and is a predicted model, not a curated record. NCBI's taxonomy places the organism in Eukaryota, Metazoa, Chordata, Mammalia, Carnivora, Canidae. The transcript is spliced from 6 exons.
GAAUAACUGGUUCCAGAGAAGAUGCUUUAGUGCAAGAGAGGUGACUUGGAGCCUUUGAAAUUUGACUCCACAUUCUCUACUUUAUGACAAGUUGUCCAGCCAAAUCCUAGUAGAAUUGUAAAGGAGGCUUCCUUGAGCAUUGAUUGUCAGGACAGAACCCGUGAGCAGGUGCAGAAAAGGGCAGCAGAUGGGUAUGGCUCAGAGGAGAGAGGCCAGCAGCUCGGACAUUGGCUGGGCCCUGUCAGGUUUACCUUGAAAUUUCCAUUGUGACGUCAUAUGGGGUCACACACAGCCUUGAGGGAGAGGAGCUGAGAGGAGCAUUGGGUUGAGAGGAGCAUUGGGUUGAAUAAUGGCACUGAUUUGGGGGCUGGCCAUGCCGCCUCCACCGUAUGUCAGCCUUCUACUAUUAUUUGGUUUCCUUGCAUGGGGACUUUGGAUACUCUUUUCUGGGAAACAGAGCAGGAAGCAGGUGGCAACCAAGACAGACUCCAAGACUUCAAGGCAGCAUAAAUUGAAAAAGAUCCAGAAAUUCACAGCUUCCCAGUGGGAAGAAAAUCUCAGAAUGGGUUGCUCUGAAGCUAACCUGACAAACUUUUCAAGACUCCCUGUGGGAUGGGCCCAGGAAUAUAUACUCUGGUCAAUGAACAGAAGUCUUCAACAGAUCUUCAAACAUCUGGAAUGCACAAGAUCAAGUCUUAUGCACUCGUGUUUGCAAGAAUCUUCGGAUAUGAUUUCUUCCUCCACCUCCUCUGUGUUUGUGUCUCAGGAGCCUGUUCUACCCUGUUGUGGCUGUAAGAAGGCAAAACAUUCUACUGAUCACAGCAUCUCCUCUGGAUCAUUAUGCAACAGCUCCAGCCUGUCACACCCUUCUGUCAUUUCUGAAGGAACAACCUGUCAACUCCAGAGCCUUAGUUUACCUACUUUACCCAAAAACCAGUCUUCUGUGCUCAGGAACCAAGGCACAUCCCUGCCCCCUUUUCAACUCUCACAGCUUGGGAAAUCAAAUCUUUUGGAGGAUUUGGCAGCUCUUUCACCAUUAAGGUCUCAAAGCUCUUUUAUCAGCUCUGUUUUUGAAUCCCCAGAUCUCUGUCAACAAGAACAAACAAAGAAUGGGAGAGGGAGCAAGAGUCAUUUGACAUUGGAUCAUGGGUCAAGUUCUAUCUGCAAGGCAAGACCACGAUUCUCCGGGCGGGCUCCACUCCAGCUCUCUCCUUUGGCUAGGUGGAAGUUAGAAGGACAUAUGGCUUGGAAGGUUUGUACUUUGAAGGAACAAACAGUUCCUCUGCCUGUGAAGGAAUCAUGGGAAAUGCUGCAUUAUUUAACUGAGGCACGAGGAGGAGUAGUCCCUGAACCAGAGAAACCUCAAAUGCAGGUAUCUAUGCCUACCCAUCAAAGCACUGAACAAAGUAUCAACAAUAAAUCCCCAAACUGUCCAUCAUUCCAGCUCCAUGUGAAUAUUGGAGUGGAAUCUGGAUUGAAUAGAACAGAAACAAAAAUUUCACAGUCACUUAUCCCAGGUAAGCUGUCACAACUGGGGGAUGGCCCCCAAAUCGUUGAAUCCAGGCCCUUAGUUACAUCACUGGGCACUCCACCUCCCAAAAGUUUAGGAGUUGACAUAGUUCAAGGGGAAACCAAUUUCCUGCAGAAGAAGCCAAAACACAUCCUAGAGCUUAGUAUAGAGCAGAGGGUCAUAGGUCUUCCGGAAAAAAGGAUGCAGCAGCAUGAGACCCAAGUGACUAAAGUGGAGUUGGCCCCAAGGCUAUCAUAUCAAGUUACAGAUAGCAUAAAGGUAACUCCAUUGGCAUUACUUCAAGUCAUGGAUUCAAUGGGGAUCAUCCCAGAAUCACAUUCACAAGUGACAGAAUCUGUGGGUUUGUUCCCGCAGCCACCAGAUGAAGUUGGGAAACCAGACGAAACGAUGAAAAGAGUGAGUGUAAGCACAAAACCAUCAUAUCAAAUCACUGAAUCAGUGGAGGUAACAUCAAGUACUCAGCAUCAAGUUAUGAAAUCAAAGAUGACCUCCAGAUCACCAAAUCACGUCACAGAUAAUGUGAAGGUAACUCCUGUAGCAUUGCUUCAAGUCAUGGAUUCUAUCGGGAUGAUUAAAAAAUCACAUUCACAUAUCAUAGAAUCAGAGGGAAUAACCCCAAGAACACAGUAUCCAGCCAUGGAGUCUGGGGAUAUAAACACAUCGUUGGAUCAUGAAGUCAUGCCACCAGGAGAGAUAGGUCCACAGGUAGGACAUGAAGUUGUGGAAACUGUGGAAAUGACUGUAGGGCCACAGUUUAAAGUUGCUGAAUCCGUGGACAUAACCUCAAGGCCACAAAAUCAAGCCAUAGAACCAUUGAACAUUCCUCCAGGACCAGUGUGUCAAAACACAAGAUCCCUGGAAAUGAUCUCCACUCCAUUGCAUCAAGUUACAGAUUACACAAAAGUAACUCCAGUGGCACUAUUACAAGCUGUGGAUUUCAUGGGGAUAAUUCCAUCAGCACAGUCACAUGUUAUAGAAUAUGGAGAUUCACAGUCUAAAAUUGCAAAAUUGACCCCAGGAGUGACUCAACCAGAUGGUUUGACUUCCGGCUCUCCUACUACUAUUGGUUCACCUGGAGUUGUAGAAACUGUGGGUUUACCUCCAAAGCCACCACCUAAAGUCACAGAAUCAGUAGGGGUGAUUCCAAUGCCAUCACAUCAAUCCGUACAUUCUCUAAAGGUAACUCCAGUAGCCCUGGGGUCACCCAUGGGAAUGAUCAUAGCAUCACAAUCACAAAUUGUGGAAACUCCGGAUUUGACCUCAAGGCCAGUAUCUCAAGUCAAAGAACCUCUGGAGUUGACCCCUGGGUCAUGGAUUCAGGUGCUGGACUCUGUGGGGAUGACUCCACAACCAUAUCAUCAACGCACAGAAACUAUGGCAUUAACCCCAGGCCUAUCUCAUCAAGUCAUAGAGUCUUCAAGGAUGACCCCGUGGGAUCAAAUCUUAGAACCUUCAGAGAUGAGUCCAAGGCAAAGCCACCAAACUAUAGAGACUAGAGGGUUGGCCUCUGAUCCCACAGUCACAAAUCUAACUGAGUUGACACAGUCACCUCAUCAAAUAAUGGAAUCUUUAGGUACAGUCCCGAGGUCACUGGGUCAAAGUACAGCAUCUGAGGGAAUGAAUCAAGAGCCACUGCAUCAAGUCACAGAUUCUGCAGUAUUGACCACUACAUCACUACUGCCAGAUGUAGAAUAUUUGGGGGUGAAGCCAAUGCCACAGCUUAAGGUUGUGGAUUCCAUGAAGUUAUCCCCAGGAUUACAAAAUGUAAAACCUAUAGACGGAACCUCAGGUUCAAUCCCACAAAUGGCAAAAUAUGGACAGUUGAUCCCAACUGUGAACUCCAUAGAAUCGGCCCCAGAACUUCAACUGCAGGUUGUAAACUCUGAUGGGUUGGCACCCAUUCCACUGCUGGAAAGUGGGAAUUCUGUGCAGUUAGCCCCAACGUCUCAGCUUCAAGGUCUGCAAUCUAUUCGUUUAACUCUAGGAACACAAGAACAAAGUGGAAAAUCUGCUGAGUUAGCCCCAGCACCACAGUUACAGAAUAGGAAAUCAAUGCAGUUGACCUCCAGUCCACAGUUGCAAGGUCUGGAAUAUGUUCAUUUGGCCGUGCCACCAGAGUUUCCAGAUAUAAAAGCUGCGGAGUUGACCCUAAGACCACUACAGGAAGACAUGAAAUCCAUGGAGUUGGCCCCAGAGCCACGGUUACCUGAUGAAAGACCAGAGGAGAUAGCUCCAGCACUCUUACUUAAAGAUGUGAAAAUUCCUCGAAUGGUAGAAUGCAGAAGGUUGAUUCCUAAAACACAGGUGGAAGGUAUGAAAUACGAGGAGCCGAUUUCAGGGGCACGCAUUCGAGCAGUGAAAUCUGCAGAGCUCAACCUCAAGCCAAAUCGUGAAGCCAUAGAUCCCGAAGGAUUGACUCCAUGGCAUCAAGCUUUAGAAUCUUCAGGAAUGAUCACAGAGCCAGGAUACGAAGGAGCAGAAGCAGAGUUGACCUCUGACACUUGUCACCAGAGGAAAGAAUCUAUGGAGUUGAAACAAUCAUCUUUAGGAAGUACUCCAAGGCCAUUGAGCCAGACUUUAGAAUCUAUGCAGAUGAACUCAAUGCCAUUCCAAGGUGCUCUUGAGACAAUGCUCCAAAGCGUAAAAGCCUUGGAGACUCGGAUGUCUCAACACACAAUACAAGAAUCUCCAGAGUUGGUACCAGGAUCAGAGAUUCAAGAUCUGACCCCAGAAGUGAUGAACCCAGAGUCUCAAGGUAUGAAGUCUGUUCAUCUGAAUCUAGGACCAUAUUCCGAAUUUAUGAACUAUAAGGAGUUGGCCUCAGAACCACAAUUUCAAAGUGUGAAAUCUGUGCCAUUGACCCCAGGACCACGGCCCCAACGUACAAAACCUGAGACGUUGACUCUAGGGCCACUAAUGCAUGAUAAUAAAUUUGUGGAUUUAACUGUACCACUGGAAGCAUCUGGGAGGUUAAUUCCUGAAACACAUGUUGAAUCAAGGAAAGUUACCAUGGAACCACACUUAGAAGCAAUGAAAUCUCUGAGUUCGACUUCUAGAUCAAGGCAUCAGGACACAGCCUCUGCAGCUUUAGCUUCUGAGAUCUGGCCACAAGAGGAGGAAUCUGUGAAGUUAAUCCCACAGCAAGUCACGGAAACUGCUGGGAUGAUGCCAAGGCCACAUUUUCAAAAGUUUUCAGAGAUGACCUUGGGACCAGGCCAUCAAGGCACAGAAACUGCGCAGCUGACUUCUGAGGCUUUGCUCCAAAUGGCAUUAACACAAAAACCAACAGGUCAAGUUAUGGAAUCUACAGGAAUGACUCUAAAGCCACAUUGUCAAGUUACCGAGCCUUCAGAGAUGCCCGUAAGGUCAGAACAUGAAAAUACAGAAAAUUUUGGGUUGGCAUUGCUUCAAGUUGAAAAUAUCCAGGAGACAAUGCCAGUACCACCAUAUUUAGUACAAGGAUCUCCGGAAUUGACUUUAGGACCAGGCAUGCAAUAUGAGAAAUCAGAGCCACUACUGCAAAAUUUGAAAUCUGUGAUGUCAACCCCUGGAACAUCCCCAUUAAUGGAAGGAUCUAAACAAUUUAUCACAGGAGCAAAACGACAUGUUAUGGAGUUGACCGCAGAGCCACAGCUCCAGGGAGUAAAGUCUAUGCAGCUGAAGCCAGAGCCACAAUUACAAGAUGUGGAAUAUGUUAAUGUAAUUCAACAGCUAGCUACUACUGGAGUGGUAGGAUCUGAGAAGCUGGUACAAGAACCAGUACUACAAAGUAUACUAUCAGAAGACUUGACUAAGGGGGCACAGCUUCAAGGUGUGAAAUUGACCCCAGGGCCGCAUUUACAAAGUGUCAGAUUUUCAAAGUUAUCCCCAGGGCCACUUCUUCAAGGAGAAAAACCUGUAGAUUUAAUCUCAGGAUCCCCACAUCACAGUGUGAAAUCUGAUGAACUGACCCCAGGUUCACCAAUGCAAGAGAUGAAAUCCUUAGAUUUAACCCCAGGGCCAAACCAUCAAAGCGUUAUGUCUGUACAAUUGACUCCAGAAUCACAAACUCAGAGUAUGAAAUUUGUGAAACAAAACUCAAGACCACGCUUGCAAGAUGUCAGAUUUUCAGAUUUGACCUCAGAACCAAAGCAUCAAGGUUUCAAACGUGUGCAGUGUGUACCAGGAACACAGCUUCAAGAUAUACAGUCCGUAGGAUUUGAAACAGAAUCAUCUUUGCAAUCAAACCAAGGGCUCUUGAAUGAGAAUAUGAAAUCUCUUCUGCCUAUUGAAGGAUUACAGUUUCACAGCAUGGAAUCUAUGAAAUUGACCAAAGAACUACAGUAUCAAGGUGUGAAGUCUCAGGAACGGAAUCUAGGACCAAGGCAGCAAGAGGUGAAAUUUUCUGAAUUGACGUAUGGGCCAAAGCUUCAAGGUGUCAAAUUUGGGGAGCAAACCCCAGGAUCAGUGUUUGAAGGUGUGAAUUCUGUGGAGAUGACCCCAGAAUUAGGGCUUCAAUAUUCUAAAUUAGCAAAGACGUCUUCGGGGCUUCAAGAUCUAAAACAGGUGGGGCUUAGCUCAGGGCCAUGGCUACAAGAUAUCAAAUUUUGUGAUCUGACAUCAAGAAGUCAACCUUCCAGUGUGAAAUCUUCAGAGUUAAACUCAGGGCCACAGCUACAGCAUGUGAAAUUUUUUGAGUUGACCCCAAAGCCAAAGAUGAAAGGAAUCAGAUCUAUGGGGUUGUCCCCAGGACCUCAAAAGCAAGUGGUCAAGCCUGAGGUAUUAGUACCAGAGACAUUGUUUCAAGGCAUAAAACAUUUCGUGGUGGGCCAAAUGUCUAACUUGGAAGGUAACGGUCCUUAUAAAUUCAUCUCACAACCACAGAAACCAGAUGCAAAAUCUAUGGAGUUGACUCCUGAGUCACAGUUGCCAAGAGUAAACUAUUCUGAGUCGACUAGAAGACCACAUUUACAAGCUAUAAAGUCUUCUGAAAUGAUCCAAGGGCCACACGUGGGAGGUGUGAAACCAAUGGAGCUGACACCAGGCUCAAAACGUCAAGGUUUAAAAUCUGAGUUGUUGAUCUCAGAGCUGAAAGAUGUGAAAUCUGUGGCCUUAGCUACAGGACAGUGUCUAAAAGGUAUGAAAUCUAUGUUGUUAACCCCCAGUCCACAGCUGGAAGGUGAGAAAUCUAUGGAGACAACCACAGUGCAAGGGAUAGAACAUGUCAAAUCUGUGAAAGACACCAAAGAUACUAAGCUUCAAGUUGCAACACCUGACUUGGCUCUGCAUGCAAGAAUUCAAGAAUUCAAAGGAGUGGAGAUGGUCCCGAGAACACAACCGCAAGAUGUGAAAACCGUGGAACUGAACUUUGGGCUAAAGAUGCAAGGUGAGAAACCUGUGCCUUUUGCACCAGGACCAUUGCUCCAAAAGUCUGAACCGCAAGAUGUGAAACCUGAGGAAUUGACUUUAGAGCCACAAACGCAAGAUAGGAAGGUUGUCGACAGUACCCCAUGUGGAAAGCAUCAAAGCUUAAAAUCUGUAGAGGAAACUCCAGAUUCAGAGCUGCAACAUGUGAAAUCUGUGAAAUUGACCCCACGGGUAAAGAAGCAGGAAGUAAAAUCUGGGAAUGUGACCAGAAGAGCAAAGUUUCAAGGAGUAAACUCUGUAGACUUAGCCCCAAGCCAACAGUUUCAAGGGAUGGCACUCAUGAAUUUCACUUCUGGGCCAGAACAGGAUGGCAAGAUAUCUGUAAUCUCAUCAAAGCAGCAAUGGAAGAAUUCAGAGCAAUUGAAGAGAAGGCUUAAGGCAGAAGAUGGGAUGUCUUUGGAGUUAAUUCCAGAACUAAAAUUUAAAGGCAGAAAAUUAGAAGACCUCAAUUUUGAGUUAGGAUUUGAAGAUAUAAAAUCACUUGAUUGGACUCCUGAAUCAAAUAUUCAAGGUUUAAAACCUAAGGAAUUCAAACUUGAACCACAGUUGCAAAGCCUAAAAUCUCCUAAGUUGACCCCAGGGCCCCAGUUGCACCAAGUAAAACCCUCAGAGUCAGCUUCAGAGCCACAGCUUUGUGUAAAAACUCUUGAGUUACAACAAGAGCCGCUGCUUGAAAGUAUGAGAUGUAGUCAGUGGAUACCGGGACCUAAGUUCCAAGCCGUGAAAUCUGUAGACUUAAAUCUUGGGUCACAUUCUCCAGGUGUUAAAUCUGCAGGGUUGAAAUCUUCGACACAGUUAAGAGAUGUAAAGUCAUCUGAAUUGACUCCAGGGCCAAAACCUCAAAGUGCAACAUAUACAGAGUUCAACCUUGGGCCACAGCUGCAGAAUGUGAAAACCCCUGAGGUGCUACCAGGACCACAGCUGCAAAAAGGGAAGGCUUUGGCAUCCACCUCGGAGCCACAGCUUCAAGAUGUAAAAACUACUGAGUUCAAAAAAGAGCCACAGCUUGAAACUGUGAGGCGUAUUCAGUGGAUACCAGGACCUGAUUUCCAAGCCGUGAAAUCUGUAGAGUUAAAUCUUGGGUCACAUUCUCCAGGUGUUAAAUCUGCAGGGUUGAAAUCCUCGAUACAGUUAAGAGAUGUGAAGUCAUCUGAAUUGACUCCAGGGCCAAAACCUCAAAGUGCAACAUAUACAGAGUUCAACUUUGGGCCACAGCUGCAGAAUGUGAAAUCCCCUGAGGUGCUACCAGGACCACAGCUGCAAAAAGGGAAGGCUUUGGCAUCCACCUCGGAGCCACAGCUUCAAGAUGUAAAAACUAUUGGGUUCAAAAGAGAGCCACAGCUUGAAACUGUGAGACGUAUUCAGUGGAUACCAGGACCUGAUUUCCAAGCUGUGAAAUCUGUAGAGUUAAAUCUUGGGUUACAAUCUCAAGGUGUCAAGUCUGUAGAGUUGAAAGCUUUGAAACAGUUAAGAGAUAGAAGGUCAUCUGCGUUGACUCCAAGGCCAAAGCUCCAAGAUAUACAAUCUUCGUCAUCACUCCAGGAACAUCAGCCUCAAGGUUUCGAUUUGAAACCUUGUCUACAGGUUAGAAGUGUGAAAUCAUGUGACCUGACUUCAAAGUCAAAGUUUUGUGAUAUAAAAUCUAUGACAUUCAAAUCUAGGCUUUGCUUGCAUGAUAGGAAAUCUACUAAAUUGACUGCAGGACCAAAGCUUCAAGAAGUGAAAUCCUUACAGUCAUCCCCAAGAGCACAGCUUCAAGGUGUGAGGUCUCUAGUGCUUGCGCAAGAGCCACAGCUUCCUGACACAAAAUCUGGGGUAUUAAGCCAAGUGUCACAAUUACAAAGUGGUACAACUAUAGAGCUGAACUCCCCACGACACUUGAAAAGGAUGAAGUCAUCUGAGCUGACUCUUCGGACAAAGCUUCAAGGUGUGAAAUCUGAGAAUUUCAACUCUGGGUCACAGUGGCAAGAUCUAAAAUCUUCUAAGUUAUCACCUGAGACAAAGUCCCAAGAUAUGACAUUUAUUGAGUUAAAUCCAAGUUCCCAGAUGGAAGGCAUAACCUUUUCUAAACCGACUGCAGGGACAAAGAUUCAAGGUGCCAAAUUUACAGAUUUGUUUGGGUCAUCGUUACAAGGUGUGAAUGCUGCUGAGGGGACCUCACAGUCAAAGCUUCAAAGUGUAAAACAUAAAGAAAGCGACCCCAGUCCCCAGACGCAAGUUGUGAAAUCCUCGGACCUGAACCUUGGAUCAGAGCUUCAAAAUAUGAAACUGGCGUCCAGCCCUGAGCCACAGUUUCAAGGAGAGAAAUGUUCUAAGUUAAUCUCAGAAACAGAGUGUCAAGAUGUGGAAUCUGUGAAGUUCAAACCUGGGCCACAGUUGAGGGGUAUGAAAUCUUCCGAACUGAUAUCAGGGACAAAGCUUCAAAAGGUGCAAUCAGUGGAUUUCAAGUCAGCCCCACAGUUACAAGAUAUGAAACCUUCUAGGUUGAUCAUGGGCAUAAAGCUUCAAGACAUUAAAUCUACGAAUUUCAAGUCUGGACCACACUUGCAGGAUGUGAAGUCUUCUCAAGUGAUCCCAAGGGGAAAGCUUCAAGGUAUGAAAUCUGUAGAACUGAAACCUAAUCCAAAGUUACAAGGUGAGAAAUCUUCUGAUUUGACCCUGGGGAGGAAGUUUCCAGCUGUGAAAUCAGGCCCACAGUUACAAGAUGUGAAAUGCUCUGAGUUGAUCAUGGGUAUAAAGCUUCAAGAUACAAAAUCUACGGGGUUCAGUUCUAGAUCACACUUUCAAGGUAUGAAGUCUUCUAAAGUGAUCCCAGGGUCAAAGCUUCAAGAAGUGAAAUCCUCUGAGUUCAACCAUGGUCCAAAGCUACAAGGUGGGAAAUCUAAUUUAACCCAGAAGAGGAAGUUUCAAGGUAUGAAACCGGUGGAGUUCAACCCUGGACCACAGAGACAAGGUGAGAAAUCUGAUUGGAUACCUGAGUGCAGGCUUCGAGAUUUGAAAUCUGUUGAGUUAAAACCUGUUCCACAGUUACAAGGUGUAACCUCUUCUGAGUUGGCACCAGAAACAAAGCUUCAAAGUGGAGAAUCUGUGGAGUUCCUUGCCAGACCCAUGCAGCAAGAUAUGAAAUCUCUUGAAUUGACUCUAGGUGCAAAGGUCAAAGAUGUGAAAUCUUUGGGGUUUGGGUCAGCCCCAGAGUUACAAAACAGGAAACUGCAUAUGUUGACACCAGGGGCACACCUUCAAGGUGUGAAAUCUAUGAAAUUCAACCCCGGGGCAAAGUUGCAAGGUGCAAAAUCUCCUGAGUCCAUAAACCUUCGAAUAAUGAAAACGACAGAAGUCAAACAUGACCCAGAAUUUCAGGUUGCAAACCCCUCUGAGUUAGCCUUGAAAUCAAAGACUUGCAGUGUGAUAUCUUCCGAUUGA